Messenger RNA from Pogoniulus pusillus (Red-fronted tinkerbird), 3684 nucleotides. It is a transcript of the gene ELF1, whose product is annotated as E74 like ETS transcription factor 1. Bases 641 to 2524 code for a protein of 627 amino acids. The record is from RefSeq and is a predicted model, not a curated record. The transcript is spliced from 10 exons. Gene Ontology annotation, biological process: regulation of transcription by RNA polymerase II; cell differentiation. Gene Ontology annotation, molecular function: DNA-binding transcription factor activity, RNA polymerase II-specific; sequence-specific DNA binding. Lineage: Eukaryota; Metazoa; Chordata; Aves; Piciformes; Lybiidae. Gene Ontology annotation, cellular component: nucleus.
CGGCGGGGGAGGGGGCCGCGGUCCGGCGCCGCCCCGGAGCGGCCGCGGUGGGGACGGACGCGACACGUCGGCUCCGGACGGGCUGUGUUGCCACCCGGGCGUGUUCGUGCCUCUGGGUGGCCGACUCUGGUGACGCCUCAGAAGCGCUCCUCAGCUCCCCCCGCCGCCGCCAAACAAAACUCAUGCCGGGUUUGCGUUCCGCAUCCCCCGUCUCUUCCAGCGCUGUAACUUAUUUCCCGGCCGUGUCGCCAGAAAAAUAGUAUUAAUUCACCGACUACAGCUGGCAACCUUUUCGCUAUAGUCACGCACGAGGGUGGAGGAGAAGCCUGUGGAAUCAACAUCUGAUGGUGGCUGGAAACUCACCUUCCUCACUUCCUGCUCUCUGUCAGUAGAGUCUUCUCAAAUUUCCAGUGGUGUGGGCUAUCAACCUGGGAAGAAGAGCUCAGGAAAGGAUUUCCUUAUUUCUCUUUGAGAAGAGAAGAGCUUGGGAACACCAAUGAUCUGAGACAUACAAACAGCGACUCUUGAUUCGUUUUGUGAUCCCACCUUUCUGCUCAGCUGGACCCUGGUGACACUCUGCUCUUUCACAUUUGAGAAGUUUUUCUUUGCAUGUGGAGCUGAGAGCUGGGAAUGCUUCAUUAUGGCAGCAGUUGUACAACAGAAUGAACUCGUGUUUGAGUUUGCCAGCAACGUCAUGGAGGAUGAGCAGCAGCUUGGUGAUCCAUCUAUUUUCCCUGCUGUCAUCGUGGAGCAUGUUCCUAGUGCAGACAUCCUGCACAACUACUCCGGUUUAACCUGCGUGGAUGAACCUAGUGACAUGAUCACUGAGAGCUCUCUGGAUGUUGCAGAGGAGCAAAUCAUAGAAGAUGAUGAUAUCACCCUUACAGUUGAAGCAUCUUGCCACAAUGGAGAUGAAACAAUGCAAACAAUUGAGGCUGCUGAAGCACUUCUCAAUAUGGACUCCCCUGGUCCUAUGUUGGAUGAAAAAAGAAUAACAACUAUGUUUGGCACACCUGAAGAUGAUGAUAUAGUGGCUCCUAUCACACAUGUGUCAGUCACGCUUGAUGGGAUCCCUGAAGUAGUGGAAGUUCACCAAGCCUCAGACCCUUAUGCCGAGUCACCAGAGACUCCAGAGUUUGAACAACCAAAGAAGAAAAAAGGAAAGAAGCCGAAGCCAUCUCGUCCUGAGUCCCCUACUACAACUCCAAACAUAUCUGUGAAAAGGAAAAACAAAGAUGGAAAGGGAAAUACAAUUUAUCUCUGGGAGUUCUUAUUAGCACUGCUCCAGGACAAAGCUACCUGUCCUAAAUACAUCAAAUGGACGCAAAGAGAGAAGGGCAUUUUCAAACUAGUAGAUUCCAAGGCUGUGUCCAGGUUGUGGGGAAAGCACAAAAACAAACCUGACAUGAAUUAUGAAACAAUGGGUAGAGCUCUCAGAUACUAUUACCAAAGAGGAAUACUGGCUAAAGUAGAAGGUCAACGCCUAGUAUAUCAAUUUAAAGAAAUGCCAAAAGAUCUGAUCUACAUAGACGAUGAAGAAGCAAGCCCUAGCACUGAAUCAUCAGAUUCAAGCCUGCUCUCAACUCCUGUGGCCAAUAGAAACCAGUCGAGCAGAUCUAGAUCAUCUGCAAACGCAGGAACAAAGGGAGGAUCGACCACAGUGCUAAAAACAGGAAGCUCCAAGCCUGCGAAGCUGAAGGAGCACAUAGAAGUUGUACAGCAGCAGAUGCCUGGCUUGACUUCAGAAGUUUUGAGGACAAUGCAAUCUCCACAGCCAGUAUAUCCCACUCAGCUUUAUCGGACAGUUCACGUAAUGCAGCCAUUGCAGUCCCUCCCAGAAGGACACGCAGCUGUAGCCAGUAAUGUUCCAGAUGAAACGUUAAGUUCCUCGGUUCAGAAUAUAAGGACUUUACAGACUCCAACUCAAGUUCCAGUGGUUGUUUCUCCAGGAAAUCAGCAGCUGCAUACUGUAACACUCCAGACAGUGCCUCUUACUACAGUGAUAGCCAGCACAGAUCCAGCCUCAGCAACAACGCCCCAAAAAUUCAUUUUGCAAGCCAUUCCUACUUCCCAACCCAUGACGGUUCUGAAAGAAAACGUCAUGCUGCAGUCUCAGAAGCCAGUCUCACCUCCUUCCUCCAUCGUGCUGAGCCCAGCCCAAGUUCAGCAGGUGCUCACCAGCAGCGUGCAGACAGUUUGCAAUGGAACAGCCAACAUGUCUUCAUCUCCAUCCUUCAGUGCCACAACCCCCGUGGUAACGUUUUCGCCCAGCAGCUCCCAGGUGGUAGCUCAUCCACCAGGCACAGUGAUCACUUCAGUGAUUAAAGCACCAGAAACCAAACAAAUUGGCAUACAAGGAGUGGUCAAAGAAGACGACAACGACAACUUAGAUGAUACUGAGCAGUCAGAGCAGAGAUUCCAGCAGCAACCGUUUGUGAUGGUGGUGUCCAAUUCAAAUGGUUUCCCAUCUAACGUGCAAGUGAAGCAAGAAAAUGAGCCCUUGGAACCCAAUUCAUAUCAAUAAAUUUGAAAAGAAAAGGAAAAAAAAAAAGACCCUGUGGAUGAUUAUGUUCAUAAAUGUGAUGGGACCUCUUCAGUCAUGUAUAUAUGAUUUGAUUCUGAAGCAAGUUGUUGCAAAGCUACUUAAAUUCCUGCAGUUAAUUGUUAGAAUUUCAUACAUUAGAAUGGAUUUUGAUCUUUCUCUUACAUGCUAAACGUUAUCAUACAAAGAAAAUGAUAUAUUACUCACGUUUCAAACCACAGGCAUGAAGGAACAUGCUUUUUUUUUACGCCAUGAAGACUUCCUCCUGAGGUCGUUGGCCAAAGUUUCAAACCUGUUGUUUCUUUAUUGUACGUUUUCAGUCUGCUGCUGAUCGACAUGGCAGUGACCUUAUUGUAACCUUUUCCGUUUAAUCCAUGCGUGUAUCACUUCAAUUUUUACAGCAGCUUUUAGCGGGACCUUUUCCUUCCACGCAUACGAAUUCUUACCAUCGAGUAUCUGUCCCGUAGCGGUGCACCACACCGGUGUGCAGGCUUUGAUACCCAGGUAUCCUCUUGCAUGUUUUUGUUUUGCAGCACAAGCCCUUGUGCGUGCAAAACUGAAUAUACACUCCUGUUGAGAGUACACAAAACAUUUACUCCAGUAAUGGACAGCGCCGUUUCUAGCUUUUAUAUGAGAACAUCAGAUCUAUUUAAUGACAGAAGUUAACAGCAUCACUACAGGUGCAGACGUUUCAGGCCAUUUUGCGACUAUGAAGCUUAACAGUCUUGCUUUCUACUUCAGAUUAUUUUGUAAGGGGGGGGAGGGGGGGAGGGAAAUGAAAUAUAGACAAUUUAUGCAGGUAUUUUGGAGAUUAAUCCUGCUAAGAGUUUCUUUGUUGGUUAUUUUUUUUUGUUUUCCUUGAUUGUAAAUAAUGUACAUUCAAUAUCACAGGGGAAGGGUUUGUGGUUUUUUUUUUUCAGCUAAUUUGUUUCCAUACAAAUUUUUGAUAGAUGCAAAUAAGAUCAUUAUCUUUAGAGGUCUAAUGUUUUAUGUAUUCAUAUUACAGAGUGAAUUUGUAUUUAAAGACAAAUUUUUAAGUGACGGAGCCCUUUGAACCUUGGGUCCUUGUCUUUUGUAUUUUUAAUUGGUUUAUUAUGAAAAUAAAUCAAGUGGAAAAAAAAGCAUUCUUCUGUAUUUACUCU